This is a messenger RNA of Mesorhabditis belari, 1407 nucleotides long. NCBI's taxonomy places the organism in Eukaryota, Metazoa, Nematoda, Chromadorea, Rhabditida, Rhabditidae. The record is from the annotation of a GenBank genome assembly.
AUGGAUAUGGACAUAGUGUUGGACGAGGAUUACUCUAUUCCUGGCGUUUCCUCUCAACAAGAUCCUUAUCUUCCCGACGGUGCCUCUCGAUAUGAAUAUCCUGUCGGAAAUUUCAGCGAACAGAUGACCAAAGCUUUUGAUCCAUACAAGAAUAUCACGGGAAUGAAUGAUUUCUCCGUUCACUAUGUGCUCCCAUUUUCCAAUCACGAGAACGGAGCUCUCAUGGCCAUCGCCGGCUUCUACGCUCUGCUAUUUUUGAUCGGCACUUGUGGAAAUGCGGGAAUUCUCACCGUCGUUCACUAUGUUCGAUAUUUGGAUGCAAGGGCUAGACACAACACGACUCUCACCUACAUUUGCAUUUUGUGCAUCGUCGACUUUUUGUCGAUGCUUCCACUGCCGAUGACGAUCAUUGAUCAGGUGCUCGGCUUCUGGAUGUUUGGCACAUUCGCCUGUAAACUCUUCCGAUUGUUGGAACAUAUUGGAAAGAUUUUCUCCACUUUCAUCCUCGUCGCUUUCUCUUUGGAUCGAUACUGUGCUGUCUGUCAUCCAUUAAGGACAAAAAUGCGAAGCAAAAAGAUCGUCUACUUGCUCCUCUCGUCGAUGUUCGCCAUGACGUGCCUUAUGCUUUCACCAAUUCUCCUCUUUGCCCAUUCAAAAGAAUUAAUCGUCCACGAGAAAUGGGACCACUCGACGAGGACGGUCACCCGAUUACACCUUUACAAAUGCAUCGAUGAUCUCGGUGAUCAACUUUUCGUCUUUUUUACGCUUUACUGCUUUUUAUUGGCGUAUCUGGUCCCUCUCCUUUUGAUGAUUUAUUUCUACUAUGGAAUGUUGACAAGACUUUUCAAACAAACGAGAGCCGUACGACAGAGUCUCGGCGCAAGGCGAAAGAAACUCGAUGACAAAAUCCCAGUGAUGCAAAUCGCCGUCUACACCCUCGCCAUUUGUCUAUUUCAUUUCAUUUGCUGGACUCCCUACUGGGCCUCCGUUCUCUACUCAUUGUAUCAAGAGCUGAAAGGCGAGGAUUCGGUCAUGCCCACUCCACAAUUCAUCUACUUUAUGUAUGGAGUCCACGCACUGCCCUAUAUCAACUCGGCCAGCAAUUUUGUGCUUUAUGGGCUACUGAAUAGACAGCUCCACCAAAGUCACUUUUCUGAUCGAAGAACUUCGAAGAAUGGAUACUCGAGGUCAUCUCCGCCAUUGAAAACGAGAGAUUCAGCGCGGGAUACGAUACUGACCACGAAUGGUAGAGGUAGUCCGAAUGACGGCUUUCUUAAGUCAACUCUUUCUACGUAUUCACUGCAUCAUGAAAGCAUUCCUCUUGUGAGAACUAACGAUUUCGCCAGUAUGACUUCCCCAAAGCCUAGUCUUUCCCAGAUCGAAAGUUGCGAGGAUUCUGUUGUUCUG